AGUUUUACACUAACGUUAGUAGUUUUCAGUCAUGAAGCAAGAAGAGCAUCUGUGUGGGCGGGGCCAUAUUUACGCUCACCGCGGCGUCACUCGAGCGAUGACAUUACAGCGCUUACGUAGAGACAAUGUCCCUGCCUUUGCUCCAUGAAUCGCCGGUGUGGAUCACGUCUCAGCAUCAAGGUGUAAAGUCAGAAGCUCGAGAGGUUUGAAGGACGUUGAUUUGUUCGUUCUCGCAUGUGGUUGAGUGUAUUCCAGCAACAUGUCCAUCUCCAGCACACCCACCAGUAAUGAUGCCUGUUUGAGCAUCGUCCACAGUCUCAUGUGCCAUCGACAGGGAGGAGAGAGCGAGUCUUUCGCCAAACGAGCCAUAGAAAGUUUGGUGAAGAAGCUGAAAGAGAAGAAAGAUGAGUUAGACUCACUGAUCACUGCCAUCACUACGAACGGAGCUCAUCCCAGUAAAUGUGUGACUAUACAGCGCACCCUAGACGGUAGACUGCAGGUGGCUGGUCGUAAAGGAUUUCCUCAUGUCAUAUACGCACGGCUGUGGCGAUGGCCGGACCUGCACAAGAACGAGCUGAAACAUGUGAAAUACUGCCAGUUUGCCUUUGACCUGAAAUGCGACAGUGUGUGUGUGAACCCAUAUCACUAUGAGAGGGUCGUGUCUCCGAGCAUCGAUCUCUCUGUCCUGACUCUGGGCGGCCCAGGUCCGAGUGGAGAGCUCAUGGUGAAGGAUGAGUUCGAGGGUCAGCCGUCACAUUCAUCUGCUGAUGGAGGUCAUAGUAUUCAAACCAUCCAACAUACUGCCACUUCCUCUGCUCCGCCUGACACUUUCAACAGCCCCGCCCUCCUGCCUCCAGCUGACUCCGCAAGCUCCGCCUCCACUUCUGCAUUCACCAGUAUGGCUGCCGUUCCAACCAAUGCCCCCAGCUCAUGGCCCAGAGGAAGUAGUUUCCCCCCCAGCAUCCCCCAUCAGAACGGCCACCUGCAGCACCACCCUCCUCUGCCUCACACGGGCCAGUAUUGGUCUGUCCACAAUGAGCUGGCGUUCCAGCCGCCUAUAUCCACACAUCCAGCUCCAGAUUACUGGUGCUCGAUUGCGUACUUUGAGAUGGACAUUCAGGUGGGCGAGACGUUUAAGGUGCCCUCCAACUGUCCCGUUGUAACGGUGGACGGUUAUGUGGACCCUUCAGGUGGAGAUCGCUUCUGUCUCGGCCAGCUGAGUAACGUACAUCGCACCGAGGCCAUCGAGAGAGCAAGGCUUCAUAUCGGUAAAGGUGUUCAGCUGGAGUGUAAAGGAGAGGGCGACGUGUGGGUGCGCUGCCUUAGUGACCACGCUGUGUUUGUCCAGAGUUAUUAUCUGGACCGUGAGGCUGGACGAGCUCCGGGUGACGCCGUCCACAAAAUUUACCCCAGUGCCUACAUCAAGGUGUUUGAUUUGCGCCAGUGUCACCGGCAAAUGCAGCAGCAGGCGGCUACGGCUCAGGCUGCGGCGGCUGCGCAGGCGGCUGCGGUGGCUGGAAACAUCCCGGGCCCGGGUUCUGUGGGGGGCAUCGCCCCUGCUAUCAGUCUGUCUGCUGCGGCAGGCAUUGGUGUGGACGACCUGCGACGUCUCUGCAUUCUGCGCAUGAGUUUCGUGAAGGGCUGGGGUCCCGAUUACCCUCGUCAGAGCAUCAAGGAGACUCCGUGCUGGAUAGAAAUUCAUUUACACCGGGCUCUUCAGCUCUUGGACGAGGUUCUGCACACCAUGCCUGUAGCCGACCCACAACCUCUGGACUGAUGUUCGAACAUUUAUUACCUUUACAUUACAGUGCAUAUAGCUCAAAAUGACUCAAAUGACCUCUGACUUCAGCCAUGGCAUCUGGCAUAAGAUUGAAAACCAGCAAUACAUCAAACAACACUAACACUGUUAGAUCAAACAGAACUGUUCAGUCAAACGAGCCUUUUUUAAACCUUAACGAGACCUUCACUUUUGAUGUUCAAACAAGAAAUGGAAAAUGUUUGGAGUGGAGACGUUUAGAAAUGUGUAUUAUAUUGCAUUUAAUCCAGUGUCAUGACUUUGGAUCAGUCAGAUCUAUACAGUGGCCACGUACACUCUGAAUACAGAUGUCACUCCUCUUCAGAGGUGCAACACAAGAUGAACCAUGUGCAAAAAAAAUCUGAACUCAACAAUUUACACAAUGUAGUUUUAUGAACAAUUUAACUAAGAAAUUCGUUCAACUAGUCAUUCAUAGUUUGUAAAACCAUUUCUCUUUAAAUUUAAUUGAAAGGUUUUACACAAAAAUUCAGAAUGAUGUAAAUUGUUGCAUUCAUAAAUGAUGAUUCACAAAAGUAUGUAAAUUAUUGCAUUAAAUUGAAUACAGUAAUUUAAGUAAGAAUGGUUUUAUGAACGAUUUUCACAAAAAUUGUUCUGCCUGUUUCUUUAAUGAGGCAGUUCUCAUAUUUACAGAAAUUUGGGAUUAUGUAAAUUGUUGCAUUCUAUGGAAGCUUGUUUCCGCCAUGAAAUAAAAAAAUAAGAAAGGUAAUUUCAACUUUUUAUCUCACAAUUCUGACUUUUUUCCUCAGAAUUGCUGGUUAUAAAGUCAGAAUUUUGUGAUAUAAAGUCAAAAUUGCGAGAUAUAAAGUCAAAAAUGUGUGACAAAGUCAGAAUUGUGAGUUAUAUAGUCAGAAUUGCAUGAUAUAAAGUCAGAAUUGCAUGAUAUAAAGUCGGAAUUGCGUGAUAUAAAGUUGGAAUUGCGUGAUAUAAAGUCAGAAUUGGUGAUAUAAAGUCGGAAUUGUGUGAUAUAAAGUCAGAAUUGCGUGAUAUAAAGUCGGAAUUGCGUGAUAUAAAGUCGGAAUUGCGUGAUAUAAAGUCAAAAUUGUGUGACAAAGUCAGAAUUGUGAUAUAAAGUCAGAAUUGUGAGUUAUAUAGUCAGAAUUGCAUGAUAUAAAGUCAGAAUUGUGUGAUAUAAAGUCGGAAUUGCGUGAUAUAAAGUUGGAAUUGCAUGAUAUAAAGUCAGAAUUGGUGAUAUAAAGUCGGAAUUGCAUGAUAUAAAGUCAGAAUUGGUGAUACAAAGUCGGAAUUGCGUGAUAUAAAGUCAAAAUUGUGUGACAAAGUCAGAAUUGUGAUAUAAAGUCAGAAUUGUGAGUUAUAUAGUCAGAAUUGCAUGAUAUAAAGUCAGAAUUGUGUGAUAUAAAGUCGGAAUUGCGUGAUAUAAAGUUGGAAUUGCAUGAUAUAAAGUCAGAAUUGGUGAUAUAAAGUCGGAAUUGGUGAUAUAAAGUCGGAAUUGCGUGAUAUGAAGUCAGAAUUGCGAGUUAUAAAGUCAGAAUUGUGUGAUAUAAAGUCAGAAUUGAAAUAUAAACUCGCAAUUCUGAAAAAGUCGCAAUUACCUUUUUUAUUUUUUAAUUUAGUGGUGGAAACAAGCUUCCAUAGCGUUCAAUUUAAAGCAACAAGUUGUAUACGAAUUUACACAUUUACAUUUACUCACAUUCGUUCAGCUUGUUUCGUGAUUGAUCAAGCAUUCUUCUAUAACUUUAAGAAUUGCUUUACAAAACAUUUACACUAAAAAUUCAGAGUUAUGUAAAUUGUUGCUUUCUAUACUCUAAAAAUGGUUUUUACAAACCAUUCUAUAUGCAAUUCAUUAAAUAUAUACACAAUUAACAAUUUACAUAUACACUUCAAUGCAACAGUCUACAGGCUUUUAUGAACAGUUUCCACAAAAAUGUGUUCAGCUUGUGUUUGGCACUUCUAAAUCUCAGUGAGUAUGUGGCCAGAAUAUUGUCCUUUGUGUGUGUGUGUUUUAACUCCUAUCCAUUAUUUUUUUAUAACACUAAUGUUCACUCAUUUAUAUCAAGCACUUGGUUACUUUAUAUCACUUGUAAAGGUUGUUUUCCCUGGAACAGGCCUCCAUCUCAACAUUAUCGAUCAUUUCUCUGUCUCAGUAUGGCUGAUUCUUUCAGAGACCAGACAAUGAGUGCAUUCACAAUAAAAACAGGCUCAUCUUGCUUCUAGAUGUCUGUUUGACACUAUCAGAAGACAUGAAAUAUGAUUUCUUUGAGAUGGGGCCAAAUAUAUUUUGUCUUUGAUAUAAAACUCCAUUUAGCUCAGGUGGUUUAGAUCAGAUAUCUUGAAUAACUGAUUAUUUUAUUGUACAAACCACUUUUGUCUGGUCUUGUUUUAACUGUAUGUGCAUUUGUUUAUCUUUUUUCUUAAUGAUGCAUGUUUAUGUUGGCAUGGAGACGGAGCAACCUGUGAUAAUCAAACAGUUGGCAACAGCUUUGAAUCUGAAGGUGUGUUCAGAAAUUUUGCAGUAUGUAUAUUGUUCACAGUGCAUAUAUGAAUAAUGCAUAAUGCUCAAUUUGACCUUCUAUUUUCAGUACGACUAAGUAAUAUUGAAGUACUGAAAUAAUAUGAGCCAUGAUUUUCACAUUAAAUAUAUUAUUACAUAAAAUAAGAUUACAAAUGCAUUAAUUUUCAAGAUGAUAACUGGAUGCCAUUUGCUGAAUUAAACAUGCAACUUGGCUCAACUUGACAAAAAUAUAACAAAGUACAGUUUUAACCCUCUGGUGCUCCUCACGUUCAAAAAUGACUGAAAUUCUUGAAAUGAAUAUACUACAUUUUAUUUUGAUGUUUUUUAUUUAAUAUUUUGUAUUUUUAGGGGAUUUUAUGGUAUUUAAUUUAUCCAAUUUUAAACAUAGGCCUGAAAAUGAAAUUUCCAACUUAAACUGUCAUAAAUCUUAAAUGCACAGACAUAAGUUUGGUCUCUUUUUAAAGGCGACACUUGGCAGAUUAUUUCUGAAGUGAAGAAAGUUUUUAAAAAAGUGAAUGUAAAAAAAUGUAUUUAAGUUUAUUGUUAUGAAAAAUGCACAAAAUUUAAAAUUUUUAUAUGAAAUAUAGGGGUGAAUUCAGGGACACAUUUUGCCAUUGAGAUGUGUCCCAAUAAACCUGAAUUCACCCUAUAUUUUCCAAAACAUGUUUUACUCUAAAACUCCAAGAAAAUCAAAGCCAUAAAUCUGAACAAGUUGUGUUCCAAAUUUGAGGUUGAUAUCUCAAAAAAUUAGUUUUUAGUAAGAUUUUGUUUGGCCGCAGUACCAAACGUUUCCACUAGAUGAAAUUCGUUUUUCAUUCAAUUCCAUUGCGGCCAUUUUUGACCGUGAGGAGUACAAGUGUGACUAUUUUUUCAGGACCAAUUAACUUUUUCAAAUCAUGUCCAUGAUUUUUUUUUUUUUUUUCACAUAGCAAGUGCCAAAACCUUUACCAAGUUUCGUACCAUUCCGAUGGUUCUAAAAAAAAAAAAAAAGUAACCUUUUUUUUCCGUCAAAAACGACUGAAGAGCACUGGUUAAAUGUUUAGCAUUGAAAUAUUACAAACUGUUUCACAUAUUUAAAAAAAGAACAGUAUGUAGUAUAUAGUAUGUAUGCUAGUAUUCCAUUCUGAAUACAACUGUAUGUCAACCAGAGACAGUUGAAGUGUGUGUGUGUGUGUGUGUGUGUGUGUGUGUGUGUGAAUGAGUGACUUGUUGAGCAGGUUGUUCAGGCUGAUGGAGAAGUUUUCCACUGUUUCUUCACUUUUUAGAGUUUUUCUGUUAAUGUUCUUUUGACACGUACAUCAACAUAAUGACUUUAUCUGAUCAACAGAAGACUGAUAUCACCAUAUGACUGAAACAUGCUGUAGAUAUGAGAAUACAAUAAUUUUGAUUACUUUGUCAUUAAUGUAAUUUUAACAAUGAAAACGUUCUCUCUGAAACUAUUAAAUGUGAUGAUCUGGUUUGUA
This is a messenger RNA of Ctenopharyngodon idella (grass carp), 5749 nucleotides long. Its product is annotated as mothers against decapentaplegic homolog 4-like. The record is from RefSeq and is a predicted model, not a curated record. Gene Ontology annotation, cellular component: heteromeric SMAD protein complex. The transcript has 11 exons. Gene Ontology annotation, biological process: SMAD protein signal transduction; anatomical structure morphogenesis; transforming growth factor beta receptor signaling pathway. The coding region runs from base 260 to 1777 and encodes 505 amino acids. NCBI's taxonomy places the organism in Eukaryota, Metazoa, Chordata, Actinopteri, Cypriniformes, Xenocyprididae. Gene Ontology annotation, molecular function: DNA-binding transcription factor activity, RNA polymerase II-specific; I-SMAD binding; RNA polymerase II cis-regulatory region sequence-specific DNA binding.